AUAUGAAUCCAAACUGGCCAUAUUUACUGCUCUCAGAUAUGAAUCCAAACCUCAUUUUUCCUUUUACCUCUCCCCCCCAAAUAAGCUCAUCUUAUAGGGGCACAAUCCCAAACAAAGACCAAACAAAAUAAAAAGAAUAUAAUAGGUAUUACAGCCUAAUGUAUUAUUCAUUCUUUCACUAAUAUAUCGGGUUUCUUACACAUUCUCUAAUCAUAAUUGAGAAACUGUCUAUUUAUGAUAAUCAAUUGCUUUCUUUCCUUUUUCAAAUCCCAUAUCGAUUAAUUUAUUAAAGACUGGUCAAAAAUCAAGCAUUCUACACAAUGGAUUCAACAUCGAAACAAAACCAAGCAUCUAUCGAUAUAAUCGAGCACUCGAAAGAGAAUAUCGAACCGAGAAGACAAGGUCAUUCCGCUUCAGCAAUCAGCAAAGCUUUCUCUAAAGAUCAUGAGCAAAAAUACAGCAACCAACUACACGAGGAAAGAGCGAACUUUGAGAAAAAACUCCAAGUGUCAGACGAAGAGGAGGAUCCUUUACAAAUUUGGAUUGACUACAUUCAAUGGACUUUGAACUCUUAUCCCCAAGGCAAUACCACUGAAAGCGGGUUGCUUUCUUUGUUAGAGCGCUGUUCUCAACAUUUUAUAAAAGUGCCUGUUUACAAAAACGAUAUACGCUAUCUUCGUAUUUGGAUGCAAUAUGCAAAGUACGUUGAUGAUCCUGCUGAACUGUUCUCUUUUUUGUCUCUUCAUGAAAUAGGCACGAACUUUUCACUUUAUUAUGAGGAAUUUGCAAGUUACUAUGAAUCAAAAGGAUCAUACAAAAAAGCCGAAGAAAUCUAUCAAAAAGGGUUUCUUCGAAAAGCUAAACCUUUCGCUCGGUUUCAAGAACGCUAUCAUCAAUUUGUCCAUCGUAGAGUCAUAUAUGCUCCUGACACUAUUUCUACGAGCCCAACUAACGAAUAUCCUCCUCUACAAACUACUUACCAAGCGUCUAGUCUUCAACCAAAAAGCCGGAGCAAUGAAGAUUCUAUUCCAGAAGCGAGAAAGUUUUCUGUUUUUUCAGACGCUGAGGCUAUUGAAUCUCAGAACGGUAAAUUCAGCAAUCCCUCCUCCUGGGAAGCUUUUGGAACUGUGGAACAAAAAAGAAAAGAAAAUACAAUUCCUUCUCGUGCUUGGGUCGGUGAAAUUUUACACACGCAGUCCUCCCGCAAAGUCGAUCCAUUAGAUAAUUUUUCUGUCUAUCAAGAUGAAACUUCAUCCCAUUAAUGUGUCUCAAUUUUUAAUGAACUUCUGAAAAUUAUUUUUUUAUUCCCUAUGCCUUUAUACUUUGAAAAAUUAUGGUUAAGUAUCAAAAUUCUAAUUUGUCAAAGGAAUCCAGCGGGUUAUCCACAUGUCAAAAGUUAACUUCCAUUAUAUACCAUUUAUAAACAGAUCUAUAAUAAAAAUAUAAAUAAUUUAUUCACAG
Messenger RNA from Schizosaccharomyces cryophilus OY26, 1461 nucleotides. RefSeq names its product mitotic spindle checkpoint protein Mad3. The record is from RefSeq and is a predicted model, not a curated record. Gene Ontology annotation, biological process: mitotic spindle assembly checkpoint signaling; meiotic sister chromatid cohesion, centromeric. Gene Ontology annotation, molecular function: protein binding; protein kinase activity. The transcript has a single exon. Lineage: Eukaryota; Fungi; Ascomycota; Schizosaccharomycetes; Schizosaccharomycetales; Schizosaccharomycetaceae. Bases 321 to 1262 code for a protein of 313 amino acids.